CGGCAGCUCAUUACAAACAGCAAAAUUACUGCUUUGCCCUUAAUGUAUGAGGAUUCAGAAAACACAUUGGAUUGGAGAAAAGUAACAUCAAGUCAUCAACUACCUUCUCAACCGAUCGUAUAAAGAAAAAGUUCGCCGGAAAAGCCGCCGGUGUUUAUCGUCGGCCGCCGUGAACGGUAAGAAAGCAAAAAAAAAUAGGAAUCAAAAUGGAAUUAGCAGACAGAGCAGUUGGAUUUCUAUUGUCCUUUAUAAGCUUAUCGAUAUUCACUUAUUAUACUUUCUGGGUUAUCAUCCUGCCCUUUGUAGAUGAUGACCAUUUCGUACACAAGUAUUUCUUACCCCAAGAAUAUGCCAUAUUAAUACCUGUUUCUGCUGGUGUUGCUCUUAUUUGCCUCUUAUGCAUAUUUAUUGGGUUCGUGAUGCUCAAAUCCAAGAAGAAGAAGGCAUAAUGUAUGUUGCACAAUUUAUUUUGAUGUUUCGAAACAACAAUGUGUUUUCUCUAGCAUUUUAUACAUGAAAAUGGAAUUAUAACUAUGCCAUAUGACCGUAGUGUCAGGAAUUGGCUACCACAUUACCUCGUUUUUGUAGCUGGCAGGGAGAUUUUUUGUCCUUAAUGUAUCUACUAUCUAACAUGCAACAUGGAUUUGGUUCCUCUCCGUUUACUCUUAA
This is a messenger RNA of Medicago truncatula (barrel medic), 669 nucleotides long. RefSeq names its product dolichol-phosphate mannose synthase subunit 2. NCBI's taxonomy places the organism in Eukaryota, Viridiplantae, Streptophyta, Magnoliopsida, Fabales, Fabaceae. Gene Ontology annotation, molecular function: enzyme regulator activity. The transcript has 3 exons. The record is from RefSeq and is a predicted model, not a curated record. Gene Ontology annotation, cellular component: dolichol-phosphate-mannose synthase complex; endoplasmic reticulum membrane. Gene Ontology annotation, biological process: dolichol phosphate mannose biosynthetic process; GPI anchor biosynthetic process. The coding region runs from base 207 to 449 and encodes 80 amino acids.